CCCACCCCACACUCCCCUUUCUCUGAAAAGAAGCCGCGAUACGGUUUCCUCGGCCUCGGCAGCGUUCUCAUGGCGGACGGCGUGCUCAUAGCGGACGGCAACCUAAGGUUGGAGAAGGCAGUAGACGAGAGUGGCUUCCUAGAGCCUUUCUUCUACGACGAGGCGGAGGUCGUGGCAGAAGCGGCGGCGGCGGCGGAGAGGCGGCAGCGGGAGGCUGAGGAGAAGGCGGCGGAGCAUGCGCGGAAGAUGGAGGAAUUCAGGCGGAGAAAAGCAGCGCAUCAGGCCGUCAUCGACAGGAUCCGCGAGUACGAUUCCAAGACGGGGAAAGUCUGCUACACCCGAUUCUUCAACACGGACUUCUCCGUAUUUGACAUCGACGAGGAGUCUCCUUUGGCUCCAAUGCGAUACACUCACAAAACACCAUCCAAAUACACCAACUCACUCGGAAGACAGGUGUACGACGUGUCUGACUCUGUAAACAUCCUCUCAGUGAAGAUAGUCUCUUCGGAUGUGGGAUUUCCGCUAAAGGUGUAUGGUACCGUGAUUGCAAGAGAUUACCUCGAUUUCAAGUGUGUCUAUCUGUUCCGUCGCAGUACAGAGGAUUAUCAGCUCAUCAACUCAGAGGAUCAAUCGUUGAUCUUGACUGGACCAACUCGAGGACUUGUGUUACUAGAUAGUAUAUAUUUUGAGGUGGAUCUUAAGAUCAAGGAUGACCAAGGGAAGAAAGACCAAGAACUUAGCAAGGGACUGUGUGUGAUUGAUGGCAUAUUAAUGGGAGGGGAGGAACAUGGUCAUGUUGGACGUGAAGACCUUGAUAGCAGGCUGAGCACUGUAGAGGUGAAAUUUGCAGUAGUUAAACUUGCAGUGGAGGCUACCCUUGAAAUCAAGGUUCUCAAAGGAGAUUUCUAUGGAGAAAUCACAGCUUGCACCUCCAGGAUUCAGGAUCGCCUGGUGCUUCAUGAUAGCAAAGCAGGUGGUGUAAUCUGUGAUGGUACUGGAAUGCUCCAGUUGUGGCGCCGUGUUGUAACUGUUGGAAUGAAGGAUAUGCUUUUAUUAACGGUUGCUACCCAGGCUAGUGAUGUGGCAACUGCCUCUGCUACAAGAACCAUUAAUUUCACUCCACAUGUGAACGGUGCAGAGGAAGAUGAAAUUACCUGUGGUGCUGUUAAGAUGCUUAUCAAGGUCAACUGGUCAUUAUUUCAAUUGUAAACUUUGAUGCACCUAUGCUUAUAAUUGACCUAUGUAAUGGUUGCUAAUGCGUCUCUUCAUGGAGCUAAGUAGUGUUUGAUGCAAUUAUAUUUCAGCUGUAGACUCUGAUUUGUUGCCUAUAUGACAAGUUGAGCUAUUUAGAGGUUGCUAAUGUACUUGGAUCUCAUGAAACUGAA
This is a messenger RNA of Triticum aestivum (bread wheat), 1385 nucleotides long. RefSeq lists its product as uncharacterized. NCBI's taxonomy places the organism in Eukaryota, Viridiplantae, Streptophyta, Magnoliopsida, Poales, Poaceae. The transcript is spliced from 3 exons. The record is from RefSeq and is a predicted model, not a curated record. Bases 70 to 1209 code for a protein of 379 amino acids.